Messenger RNA from Plasmopara halstedii, 1533 nucleotides. Its product is annotated as low quality protein: dynein assembly factor axonemal. Gene Ontology annotation, molecular function: protein binding. NCBI's taxonomy places the organism in Eukaryota, Oomycota, Peronosporomycetes, Peronosporales, Peronosporaceae. The record is from RefSeq and is a predicted model, not a curated record. Bases 1 to 1533 code for a protein of 510 amino acids. The transcript is spliced from 2 exons.
AUGGAGAUGGAUAAGAAGGUGUUAAAAAAAAUCUGUAAGGACAAUGAUUUGUACGUGACGCCGGCCAUCAAUGACAAGUUGUACCUGCACUACAAGGGUUUUCGUAGCAUUAAAAAUCUAGAAGAAUACACAGGAUUAAAGGCAUUGUGGCUUGAAGGCAAUGGACUUACACAAAUUGAAGGUCUUGAGAAUCAGAAAGAGCUACGUACGCUCUAUUUACAUGAAAACCUUAUUCAGAAAAUUGAGGGAUUGGGCUCACAACUUUUGUUGGACACGCUCAAUCUCUCUCAAAACCAAGUUUCGUGCAUUGAAAAUCUUGACCAUCUCAAGCAUCUCACGAGUUUAGCACUCAAAGGCAACUAUUUGACGAGCGCGAAGGACAUCGCACAUGUGCUUCGUGUACCAAGUCUAUCCGUUCUGGACAUUCAAAGCAAUCGUAUCAGUGAUGUUGAAAUCGUGGAUAUUCUCGCUCGGCUACCGAAGCUCAAGGUUUUGUACUUGCAAGGCAACGAAGUUGUGAAACACAUCAAACAAUAUCGAAAAACUAUGAUAUACCGUUGUCGUAAACUGAAAUACUUGGAUGAUCGACCAGUUUUUGACGAUGAACGGCGCCGCGUUGAAGCAUGGGGAAAGGCACUUGAAGCUUCCAGCGGAGAUAUGAAGCUGGCUCAAGAGGCGGAACGUCGGGAGAUGGAUGCGAUACGACGUGAAAAGAAGGAGAGAGAUGACAGGAACUUUUUGUAUUUUGAGCAGAUGAUGAUUGAAGGUCGUCGAAAAAGACAAGAAGAUGAGAAACGGCGAAGCAUAGCCGAAACUCCAGAGCAAAGAACCGAGGAAUUUAAUAUUUUUUCAGGUGAAAAAGUCAUACCAGUUCAAGAUUGUGCUCUUUUGCAACAAGAGCGCGAGAAACGGUGGGAAUCCGUUGUCAAUGCGCCAGCCGAGCGUGUUUCUAAUGCUGACAUAGCCACAAAUGAGAAUGAAGGAAACAUCGAAGAUGACUACGGUACAAUAUCAAACAAAAUAACUGCAGCUGAAGCGAUCCCAGUCGAUAUGAAACGUAUGGAAGUUCUGCAUCAAUGCGCUUCCCUGGGGGCUGCCACUACGUCAAGCGAAAAUUCCUUGGUCAAUACCUUGUUUCAGGUUUCUGAGGGUAUUAGAGCCUCCUCCGCACCGGAAGCCCCAACUAAAAGCAUAAUGCUUCAUAUUGAUUCUAGUAGCAGUGAUCAAAUAAACAGUGCGAUGCAAGCUGAUGCUCCCUUGACACCUUCGUCAGCAGUGACGCUACCUCCUGCACCGAUUGCUAACACUUUAGCAGCAUCAUUGUCAAAGACAGGCGAAGCGAAGGAUACAAACGACGUUCAAUCAUCACAGAAAAUUAAACAAGAAGCACCACUUACCCAUUCGAGUAUGACUGAUGAAUAUCUUCUCCCUAAUCCUUCCCCAGUGAAGCAAACCGUCUGGGUUGAACAAGCGACACGUAUUAUGCCGCCUCUACCGCCACCCACUCAUACAGAAUUAAAUGAGCUGGACUAG